Molecule: messenger RNA, 834 nt
Organism: Acanthosepion pharaonis
Lineage: Eukaryota; Metazoa; Mollusca; Cephalopoda; Sepiida; Sepiidae
Source: the annotation of a GenBank genome assembly
AUGCGAUUUUCUUCUAUAAAAAAUUGUUUAUCGAAAAUUAAGUGUAUAUCAGUUUUUUCACAUCUAUCUAUUUAUCUAUCUAUCUAUCUAUUUCAAUCUGUUCAUCAUAUCUAUCUAUCUAUCUAUCUUUACAUGUUUGUACUUGUAAAAUAUGCAUUCUUUUAUGAUACUGUUUCCCUCUGCUUGCUGAUAUCUAUCUAUCUAUCUAUCUAUCUAUCUAUCUAUCUAUCUAUCUAUCUAUCUAUCUGUUUUAGUCUGUUCAUAUCUAUUUCAGUCUGUCCAUAUCUAUCUAUCUAUCUAUCUAUCUAUCUAUCUAUCUAUCUAUCUAUCUAUCUAUCUAUCUAUCUCAACAAUAUGUUGAUGCCUAAAAAGAAUCGUGUGGCUAUUUAUGAACACCUCUUCAAAGAGGGUGUCAUGGUUGCCAAAAAAGACUUUACUGGGGUAAAGCAUCCAGAAAUUGAUGUCCCAAACCUCCAUGUAAUCAAAGCACUUCAGAGUUUGAAAUCUCGUGCUUUUGUGAAUGAACAGUUUGCCUGGAGGCACUAUUAUUGGUAUCUCACCAAUGAGGGCAUCCAGUACUUGCGUGAUUUCCUCCACCUUCCUUCAGAAAUUGUUCCUGCCACUCUCAAAAGGCAGACUCGGACAGAGGCUACUCGUGGGCCAAGGCCAAAGGCACCAGAAGUAACACGGGGAGGACCACCCACUGAUCGUGAAUACAGAAGAGCACCUGCUAACAUGUCUGGAGACAAGAAGGCUGAUGUUGGUGCUGGAAGCUCCACAGACUUCCAAUUUAGAGCUGGAUUUGGCAGGGGCCGUGCUCCUCAACCACAGUAA